This is a messenger RNA of Gryllus bimaculatus (two-spotted cricket), 3752 nucleotides long. The record is from the annotation of a GenBank genome assembly. Lineage: Eukaryota; Metazoa; Arthropoda; Insecta; Orthoptera; Gryllidae.
CGGGCAUCCUCAUCAACAUCGAGUGCCGCGCGUGGGCGCGCAACAUCGAGCACAACCGCGCCGACCGCGUGGGCAUGGUGCACCUGGAGCUCAUGAUCGACUAGCCGCCGAUCCACCGCGCCGCGCCGUGGGACGCCCUCUCACAUAGUGAACGGACAUAGCGAAGAUGAUAUCUUAGGUUAAGUUCUCUAAUAAGAACGAAUCUCUGAAAAUGUGCUCCUUUCCUAAGUUGUUCCGGAGGAGACACAUUCCAUGCAGCUUGUGCAGAGUAUUAUUUAUUCAGGGAAAAUCGCUAUAAACAGUGACUACAUAUAGAAUUAUAUUUUUAAUUAGAAGCUGAAAUUCUUAUAUUGACGAGACUAUAGCAGGGGAGAGCUUCACUUCAAGUUACGUUGCAGCAUCAAGUACAAAGAUUACUAGACAUGGGUUUAGUGACGCGUUUAAUUGGGCUGCAACAUGUCUUUUCGGUGUAAGGCGUUUUCUUGCUGGUUUGUUUUGUGAUGAUAUUUGCUAGUCCUUUCAUGUGACUGAGCUCCACCAACAAGUUGUCAUUAGCUUUGUUGAAUAUACUGAAUAAUGAGAAAUAUUUUUUGAAAGGUUUCCAGAGUGAGUAAAUAUAAAAGUGAAAUGUUUAAAAGUAUGAAAUUUUGUGUGAAAACUAGCGAUUCCUAAAAUUCCGUCUUAACACUCAUGUGCCUUUGUAUUUUCGUCCUAAUGCAGUGUGAUUGGUGUCUCACUUUAUCAAACAGAACCAGCUCCUUGUUUUCAGUGUCAUUGUAACGUCACUCAAAGAAGCAUCCAAAGAUAUAAUCGAACAAAAAAUGUGAGAAAACGACGCAGUGCUGCUAAGAGCUGUCCCUCAAUACAUUUCCUUCAUUGUAACAUUCCAACAAUAGAAAGUUUUGAGGAAGUUUCUGUGAGAUGAGUAUUCUGUGCACGCGUUUUGUCGAACUCUAGCGACUCUAUAGCCUCUCUUUCUAAAACAGUUGAAUUAAAUGCACUAACAAGUUUUUGAAAUUUGUUAACAAGAAAUGUUCGCCCUCGUGUUUGUAAAACAGUUUUCAUCGGAAAACUACCUAUAAAUUUGUCAAAUAAUCAAAAUAGUCGUUACUCCUCCUCUCGCAUCUAGCGAAAUUAGAGUUCAAGAAAGCGUGCGCAAGCUAUGGCAUUAGUAGAGAGGAAAACAUAUCAAAUAAAUGUAUAUUCUUCUUUUCUGGGCAAAGCAUUCCAUUUGCUACAUUCCGUUAUUUUUUAUUAUACUAUGUACUCUGUAGACGUGAAAAUGUAAAUUAUUUAGAAUUGCAAAUAUUUCAAGGAUCAUUAUUUUUUUCUAUUAAAAAAGCCAAUAGCACAUCUACGAAAGAUGCUCUUACCUUACCAUUCUCGCAAGUCUAAAGUGAAAUGGAAAAUAAAAGUGAAUUAAUCCUAAAUAUACUAGCAGUAUCUGUAUCAGUCUCAGUCAAAGAACGCAUCUUUUCUUUCGAAGUGGAAUGCUCGAUGGGUGAAAUUACCAUAAAACAAAUGAGAUUACAUCAUACUGCAGAGUAUCCAGAUAUUAAUCCAGCAGCAGGCAGCUGGUUUUAUUUGUAUUUCCUUGUUCUGGUUGUAAAGAAUGUUGCUUAAAUAAAGUGGUAAAAUUGUCACCAAAGUAUGAAAAGUCUUAUAGUAUGUACAAAGAUAUGAAAUGUGAAUCAAUUUUUUUGUUCACACUUUUGAUCCUAUUUUAUUUUACAGAACAUGCCUUCAAUUAUUAAGCAUUUAGAAGUGUCAAUUCCUUAACACGAAGUUACUCAGUAAAAAAAUUUUACGAACCCAAAAUAGCUUAUUGAAAUGUUAUUGGAACAAUGUACUAAUGAAAUUCUAGACUAACCAUGGAAAGUCACAAAUUUCACAUUGUUUUGCUACUUACUAAUACUUGUAAAAUUUGUCAUCUUCGGCUAGGAUACGUCUUUGCUGUCUCCACGUUUUUAGAACAAGUCCUUCCAUCUCUUUUGUAGGAUGUCCACCAUUUCUUUGUCCUGUAGCUCGUAUAUAAACAAUUUUCUUGGAAAUCUUUUGUCGUCCAUUCCUACCACAUGGAGGAGUCAUUUUGCAGGCAGUGUUGCUUCAUCGUCCCUAGCUCUGCCAAUCCUUGAGCCCGACCACUUGCUCGCCCGGUCGCGAGGAUGACAGGCUGUUUGCCGAUAUCAGACAUUCGGUGAUCCCCAACUAGAGUAGCCACCUCUUCAGGGUUAGAAGUAAUCUCCGGGUUCAUAUGAAAAAUCGCACCAUAACCGAGCAUUUAAAUUUCUUGUAAAAAUUUACGGAAUUGUUUGGCAGAAGUACGUGAUAUGAUGAGCAUGAUUGCGGUAUUUGUUUUCGCCUCAAAAAGGUAAUUCACACUUUAGUGUGGGGAAAAAAGAACUCGUAUUCUACAUUAAAAAUCUUUCUCCUCCAUGAAAAUUAUUUUUACAUCAAAUAAUAAUUUUCAAUAUUAAAAAUUUCAAUUCAACAAUAAACUACGCGAAAAACCGAUGCAUCUCGAAAGACGCCAUGAUGCGAUAUAAUGCACAGUAGUCUUAGAGUUUUUCUCUGUAGGAUUCUCUGUAUAAUCACUAAUAAUAUUUACAUUUCGCGCCAGGAAUGUGUAUGAUCCAUAAAAAUAGACAUUCAUCUUUUGGUAUCUUAAUUCUACGGUCUUGAAUCACAUUCAUUAUGACUUACUUUUUGCAGAUACCCCCACUCCCGAUUCAAAAGCUCCGGGUUACGGUCUUUCAGAAGGUGACAACCCUAUCGCCUACGCGUAGCAUGUCUGCCUUUCCGGCACAUUCUUCACACUUCUGCUUCUCGCCGAAUGUGUGGAGUCGCAAACACCUUAUUUCAAACAAGAUAUUACAUACACAGCGAGUGAUGAGUUUAUACGCAGUAAUCUCUGAAAGUGCAAAAUCAACAUCGAUAUAAUAUUUCUGUUAGUUUCGAUUCAAGAUCUGGAGCAUUUUAUACCUACCGUUCCGUCAGACACUCUGGUCAUCACUGAAUAGUGUCAAAACACUGGAAGUUAAAGGUUCAUCAUUUUGAGUUCAUUCUUAGCAUACAUUGUCAUUGCUUGAGGGUUACAGGGUCGCCUUGAAAGUGGGGAGGGACAACUUGUUCCCGGCCUCGACUUACUUGGGGUUUCGAAUUUUUACUUUCGAAACAAAUGAAGUAUUUAUUUCUAAUUCGAAUGAAGUGCUUCGCUUUAUUUCUGUAGUCUAGAGAAAUAAAAUCCGUCCAUAUAUUGGGGGGGGGGUGAUUUUUUUCUUUAAAAAAGAGGAUCCCAGCCUGGGGUCUGUUUUCUCUGGGCACCCCUAGUGGGCUUUCAAAGUAUUUUGUGAACAAACAUUUUUACGAACGAUAUUAAUGUAGAAAGAUUUCCUACAAUUACUAUACAAACGAAUCUUCGCACUUAAUUUUUAUCCAGUUUUCACAAUAGGAAUCCUGACAUAUUUCGUUCAUGAAGUUCACUCUAAGCAAGGAAGAUGGAGCAUUUUAACACAUUUUUACAAAUGAAUCUUUUCCUUACUGCACCAAUGAAAGGGACGUUGGUGAAGACUUUCGUCGAUACGACGGUUACUCAGACGCCAAAACUGUACAUUUUUAUAUUUAAAGAUUAAAAAAACGAAAUGCUUAUCAACAAACAGUUACUUCCUGUACUUCAACUUCACAUAAAGAAUUAGUGAGUAUUUCUCAUUACAAUUAGUAUUGUUUAAUUUUUUAAAUUGUUAAUAUUCACG